CACACUUGAUGUCUGCGUGGUCGAUCUAGUUGUGUUUGAUUCUCCACUGCACGCCACUUAGUUUUUCCUCGUUCCUUGCAUCUGCAAUAUAGAUUCAUCUGCUGUGCUUGCAAUUUAUUUUUGCGAUUUAUACUCUGCAAUGCCAGUGUACAAAUUAAAUGUUAAGUGGCAGAAAGAACGGUUUAAGGAUGUUGAAUGCGACACUGAUGAGCACCCAGAGAAGUUUAAAGCUGUCCUUUUUUCGUUAACGGGGGUUCCUCCUGAACGUCAGAAGGUGAUGAUGCCUGGAAAGAUUCUUGGCGACUCCAAUUUUGAUGGUAUUAAACUCAAAGAUGGUGCAACUAUUAUGUUAAUGGGAACCGCUAACGAGCCGUUAAUGGAGCGGAUAGAGCCCGCUGAAUUGAAUGCCGAUAACUUGCAACACACCGAAAAACAAGAAUUGAAGCUUCCGUUUGGGCUAGUCAACUUGGGCAACACCUGUUAUGCAAAUGCUGCUGUGCAGCUGCUCUACGCUGUUCCUGAACUCCGGGCAAUCGUGAUCGCGU
Dicrocoelium dendriticum is the source of this 545-nucleotide messenger RNA. The record is from the annotation of a GenBank genome assembly. Lineage: Eukaryota; Metazoa; Platyhelminthes; Trematoda; Plagiorchiida; Dicrocoeliidae.